This is a messenger RNA of Oryctolagus cuniculus (rabbit), 4083 nucleotides long. The record is from RefSeq and is a predicted model, not a curated record. Lineage: Eukaryota; Metazoa; Chordata; Mammalia; Lagomorpha; Leporidae.
GCGUGGCCUCCGGGUCCCGGGCGGAUUACAAGAGGCGGCAAGCGGGGCUCGGGACUCCACUCGGCGUCCGUCGGCGCCCCCGGUCUCCCGCGUGUCGUCGGCUCUUCCCGCCGAACUUGCCCGCUAGCUACCGGUGAGGCGGCGACUGGAACCCCGCGGAGGGCUCUCGCACCCGCCUCUGCUUCAGGAGCCCGGAAGCCCGGUGUUGCUGCAGGGAGCCAUGCGCCGCGUCCCGCCCGGCGUCCUGCCCUUGGGGCUGGUGUUGCUGGCCUGGGGGGCCCAAGGCCUUUUCCUGCCCAACGCCACCCACUGGGAGCAGCUGCUCGCCAAGUACCGGCAGGACGCGCCCCACGCCCGCGCGCGCAGGGCCAUCUCCAGGGCCGACCGCGAGGAGAUCCUGAUGCUGCACAACAAGCUCCGUGGCCAGGUGCAGCCGGCGGCCUCCAACAUGGAGUACAUGACCUGGGAUGAAGAGCUGGAGAGGUCGGCGGCGUCCUGGGCCCAGCAGUGCCUCUGGGAACACGGGCCCUCCAGCCUGCUGGUGUUCGUCGGGCAGAACCUGGCUGUGCACUGGGGCAGGUACCGCUCCCCGGCGAUGCACGUGCAGGCCUGGUAUGACGAGGUGAAGGACUUCAUCUUCCCCCAGCCCCACGAGUGCAGCCCGUGGUGUCCGGAGAGGUGCCUGGGGCCCACGUGCGCCCACUACACGCAGGUGGUCUGGGCCACCACCAACAAGAUGGGCUGUGCCGUGAACACCUGCCGCCGCAUGGACGUGUGGGGGAGCAUCUGGGAGAACGCCGUGUACCUCGUCUGCAACUACUCUCCCAAGGGAAACUGGAUCGGAGAAGCCCCCUACAAAGCCGGCCCGCCCUGCUCCGCGUGCCCACCCAGCUACGGAGGCGGCUGCUGGAACAACCUGUGUUACAAAGGAAGCUUCCCUGGAUUUGGCCGACAGACGCUGCAGCUGCCCAAGUACGCCCAUCGACCCUAUGUCCCGCGUCGACUUUUCCCAUCCCACGGUCACGACUGCGGGCCGCUCCAGGGCCAGGUGGCAGAAGAGACCCAGGACCGACAGCCUGAGACGGACGAGACGAACGAGGUGGAGACGGCGUCCAUUCCCGGAGAAAGAUACGUGUGGGAGCAGCCACGCGUGACCAGGCCCAUGAAGCCGGAGCGCACGGCCGCGGGCAGCUACAUGACGCAAGUCAUCCAGUGCGACACCAAGAUGAAGGACAGGUGUCAAGGGUCCACGUGCAACAGGUACCACUGCCCAGCCGGCUGCCUGCACGACAAGACCAAGAUCUUCGGGUCUCUGUUCUAUGAAAGUUCGUCCAGCAUAUGCCGGGCCGCCCUCCACCACGGGGUCCUCAACGACACGGGCGGGCUGGUGGACGUGACCAGGAACGGGAGGAAGCCGUUCUUUGUGAAGUCGCAGAAGCACGGCGUGGAGUCUCUGAGCAAGUACAAGCCUUCCGGCUCCUUCCUGGUGUCCAAGGUGAAAGUGCAGGACCUGGACUGCCACACCACGGUCGCUCAGCUCUGCCCAUUUGAAAAGCCCAUGUCCCACUGCCCGAGAGUGCGGUGCCCAGCGCGCUAGUUCGGGCAUCUGCAGGGCGGCCGUGCACGCGGGGGCCGUCGUCGAUGAGCUCGGGGGUUACGUGGACGUGAUGCCGGUCGACAAGAAGAAGAGCUACGCGGGCUCGCUCAGGAACGGGGUGCAGUCGGAGAGCCUGAGCGCGCCUGGGGACGGCAAGGCCUUCCGGAUCUUUGCGGUCAGGCAGUGAAGUCCAGCACCAGGCGCUGGGGCACGUCCUGCACAGGACUUCGGGGUUCUGCUUGUUACUUUACAGCGCUGGGUGGGUGUGGGUGGGAAUCCGGACGGUCAGGAGCCCUGUGAGUGGCGUCCGACGUCUCGUCCCUCUGUGGUCCCUGGCGAGGUGUCGUCUUGGGCCUCGGGUCUGGGCUGCAGGACUGGUGCCCCGUCCCGCCGGGGGUCUCCCUCGGGGGCCCCGACCCGUCUCUCAGAGCUCGCUGCCGAGUGCUCUCUUGGUGGUGGACGGAGGGGGAGGCCCGCACAGCCCCCCCAGCGAGGCGUCCAGGGCCGCAGGGGCAGCGGGAGGAGAGACAGAGUGAGCUUCGGGAAUGGAGCGAACGGACUUAUUUAAAAACAAAAGCCGCGGUCCUUCCCUGCCCCGGAGAAAACUGGGCUCGAUGUUUGCUGGUCAAACGGCCGGGGCGGGAGAGGCCCAAGCGCCCUGGCAGGCGCUGGCGCGGUGCCCCAAGCAGGCCGGUCCUGCGCCCAGCAGUGCUGGCUCAGCGGAGCCCCGGGACCCCGCGCGCUGUGUGGCCACGACGUUUGGUCCCAUCGAGGACCGAGGAUCGGGAUCCUCUCUGCUCCCUCUGCGGCUGCCCUGCAAGUGCUGUGCUUUGCCGCCCACGUUCUCGGGGCUCCUGGUCUCCCCCGGGUCCCCCGAGCCGGCUGAGACGGCGGAGAAGGCUGCUCUGUGGCUGGUCUUUGGGAAGCCGACCGAGCGCGCAGCCUCCCCGGCGGGCAGGCGUUGGGUGACCUAUUUUUCAGGGGUGGGAGGACCAGAUUCCUGGGCGCAUUCCUCACUGAGGUUCGCGGCUCUGUCUGGUUGUGAAACCCACGGCGGCGCCUGGGCAGCGCGAGAGGGGGACCCUGGCAGGACCACACUUCCUGUUUGUGUGGCUGGCUCCUGCCCGCGGCUCCCCUCCCCACAGCUCCAGGAGCGCCGUGUCUCUGGCUUCCAUCACUUCGCGAAAGCUCUGCCGAAGCCAGGAGUUUGCCUGGUGACGUGAACGCCCCGGCUGUAGAUGGCUCUGCAGGAGCUAUGACUCAGCCGGUGUCCCCCGCCGGGCUGGCCCGCCUGUCCCCCUCUCCACGCCGGCUCCCCGUGCGUGCGAGCUCCCUGACGAAGCACUUUCAAGGUCAAAGACGCGCCUGGAGCAGCUCUGCCUGGAGGCCUCUCCGCUUCAUUGCGUCCCCGACUCUGGGUGAUGGGCAGGUGGCGCUCUCUAGGCCCUGAUGUCGAGUGCCGAAGGUCGGAGGGGAAAAGCGUGUGCACCCCCACCCUCCCCGCGACGUCUCGGGGCUGGAGUGGCGCAGCCUGUGACAAGCCGCGUCGAGGCCGCCACGGGGUCUUCAGGAGUCCUGAGCCGCCGGGGCUGGGUCCCAGGGGGCUCGUUUCUGGAACUCCCAGGGUUUGCCCGGGGCUGGCAUGGUGCAGUGAGCUAAGCUCCUGCCUAUGACACCUGCACCCCGAGUCGGGGCGCCAGUUCGAGUCCCAGCUGCCCGCUUCCCAGCCGGCUCCCUGCUAAGGUGCCCGGGCAGCAGCAGGAGGUGGCCCGAGUGCUCGGGUCCCUGCCACCCCUGUGGGAGACCCAGAGGGAGUUGCGGGCUCCUGGCUUUGGCCCGGCACGGCCCUGGCCGUUGCAGCCAUUGGGGAGAGUGAGCUCCUGGAAGGAAGCCCUCGUUCCCACCCCGUCUCUCCCUCCCUCCCUGUCACUCCGCCUUUCAAAUAAUUGAAAAAUAAGUUACAGCCCUCAAGCUCCUAGAGCUGUCACCCAGGCCCGGGGGCAGGAGGGGCGGCCUCGCCCACAGCCGGCCUGGCCAUUUCCGUCGGCACGAACGUUUCGCAGUCGGAGCCAUUUUUCUUCGGAAGACAGAAACAAAACUACAAAGGAGAAGCCCCUGUCAGCAGGCCGCCCCUCCAUCUGCGGUCCCGGCGGCCUCAGCCCCACCCCCCCCUGCCCUGCGUUUACAGCAAGGUGGGGGCGCGAGGCCGAAGGGCAGCUCGCAGGGGGUGGGCGGAGAGCACCUGCCGGGCCCUUGGGCCGGGCUCGCUCAGCCCGCCGUCCGCCUGCCUUUUCUCUAUGAAAAAUGCCGUCUUCCCGCUUGCUGUGUGCCGGAGCUGGUUGUACGUGUGUGCGUGCGCUCGGCGUGAGCAGGGGCCCCCGCUGUCGCUGUCGGCGCGGUACAGCCGGGCGCGUUUCUGCCGUGUCUGUAACAUGUCUAUGAGGAACAAGUCCCAACCGUUUGUGAAAUAAAACCUCUGAAACCUA